UUCUUGUUUCGGAAAUCGAUUAUAUCACCUUUGAAAGGGUGGAAUUCCAGGAACAAAAGAACCGAGUUUAGACUCAUGUAUGAAGACUGGGCAAUUGACUAUGUUAAGGUAUGUACGAAAUACGUUUAAGGGACCCAUCGUUUAUUACGUCUCGGGGGGGUCAGAGGCGGGGUACAAUUGUCUAAGAGGCUUGAUACAAUUGUCUAAGAGGCUUGAUUUUGGGGGGUCAAUUUUGAAAAUGCACAGAAUGUGAGGGGGGUCGAAAUAUUAAGACACAGGACUGGCCUUCUAUGUAAAAGCCGUCAAACUAUAUUAUGAUUGAAGCAAAUCCAUGUUUCCUUUAAAAGUAGACAAAAAAAAUACACUUUGGCGGUUCUUUGUCAGCAACAAAAUGUUACCGUAUAAAGCUUAGCCCAGGAACCUAUCAGCUCUUUCUCCUACCAGGAAUGAAGGUGCAUGUACGUACAUACGUCUAUGCAUACAGCCGAAAUCUGGGAAAAAUAUAAAUAGAUUUUUCAGAUUUUUUUUUAUUUCGUGAAAGCAUUUUUUUUUCAUUAAAUCGGGAUAAAUAUUUCGCAUUAUAUUGGCGUUUUUGUGUUAGGAUUUCCUUUAUCCUUCUACUAAUUAAGUAGAGUGAAAUGGAUCCGAAUGUGAAGCCACAGACCUGGGUUGAGACUUUUGACAAAGCCAACUCCAAUUCUAUUCCGGAGUAUACGUCACGUCUCUCAUAACUUUGUUGACUUAUCCCGUGUCAACGUACUGACAGCUGAGCGUAGCUUCAGCAGUAUGAAGAGACUGCAAACUCCUUUACGAAGGACCAUGACAGACGAGAGAUUGAGCUCUCUUGCAAUUCCGCAAAUGAGCACAAAGACGUAAAUGAUAUUGAUGGCAUAACUGAGUUUGCCUGUCUGAAGGGUACACAUCUCACCCUUUGCUUGUAACCUUCUUUAUUGCGUCACUGUUUUACCCUUUUUUUGCCGUAAACACUGUACCUUACCGAUAACUCUAGAGAUGGGUAAAAUAAACAACUAAUCACUGCAUUUUCCUUCGUCUUUAUUUACUAAGAAUGUCCGGCAGAAAACGCAGGAGAUGGCAUUUCCGAGACCCUAAAUUUGUAAAAAAGUUUCUGGGGGAGCAUUUCUCCAGACUCCCCCAGGUUCCCCCUUCGUCGUGCUAACUUUUCUUCCCCUGCGUGCACCCUGGGGAGCUGGGCUGGGGGGGAGGGGCUGCAUUCUAAAAUUGUUAUUACCAAGGGGUACAAUUUCCAUAUGUAAUUUUUUUUUUUUUUUUUGGGGGUAAAGUUUUGUAACACCACACUUUUUUGAAAACCCCCGCCCCCCCUCUGGGACGUAAUAAACGAUCGGUUCCUAAAUAUAAAUUGAUGCCAAUUAGGUCCAACAUUUCGUGGUUCUCCUCUUGUGAAAGUUUACAGUGAAACCCCGGGGGGGCACUUUAGAAACUUCUGGGUGGGGAUGUGCCGCUGGAACCCUUGAACCCUUGACCUAUACCAGAGCGAAGUUCAGCUGAAUUUUGCUACCCUAUACUAGAGUAAACUCCCAAAUCCCCCUAUCCUAGAGUAGCUGUUUCCCCAGUCUAGAUAAAAUCUUCAACCAACUGAUCAGUUUCCCGAAUAAUGAUACCCUAUUCUAGACCCAAACGCUCUGAUUUAUAUACCCUAUCCUAGAGUAAACUGCUUGAAAACCAUACCCUUCACAGCGGCACAUACCCAUACAGCCCAUAUAUGGCAGUACCCCCCCCGGGAGUGAAACCCCUCUCUACAGAUACCCGCUUAAUACUGACACCAGUAUAUAACGGACAACGGUUUCGUUUGUGCCGACGAAAAGUACAUUUUUUUGUAUAAAAUUAACCUACUUAAUACGGACACCGGUUAAUACAGAAAACUUGAUGGACACUUUUCUGUGUCCCGAAUCGCAGACUCUCGUAUACCGUCAACCUAUUUAUCUGUGCGCUGUCUUUGACUGUAUAUCGGACCAGUAAAGCAUCUCAGAAACAGCGAAUGACCUUUCAAACGUUUUAUCUAAAAAAUGUUCAGCCCAACUGGCUGAGUAGUAAACUAACAGCAUCAGUACCAAGUAAAGUCAAGGAUUCCUUUGGUUUAUUUCAAGACACUUGAUUGAAAGGUAGUUUUAGUCCGCUGACACUAUGAUAAAUGAUCGUGAGGUUUUUUUUAAUUUAGGAUGAUAUCUGCUUAUUGUAAGUCUUUAGGUCGAUGAAACAUGUGUCCAUUACGCUUUUUUUGCUGACAGCCCGCUUGAUACGAACACCCAUAUUUUCUCUUCGUUCCUUCCCAUGAGUCCAAGCGCAUCUCAACCUAGCCCCGAUCUUCUCUCACGGUUGUGACUAGAAUGCAUGGAUACCCCAAAGUCAGAUUGUCAUCUUCUCUCACCCCCGGCCAAAACACAUAUAAAUAGCGGCUGGGUACGAGUCUGACGAACAGUGGUUCAAUGGUUCAUUUAUUUCACAGUAUUUACAGAGAAUAACAUAGAAAGGAAAAUAUAAUUACAAUAGAUGAUUACAAAAAUAAAAUAAUUACAGCACGGGUUAUAAUAUGUGUGUGGUGGUCAUAGGAUAAAAAGCUUUCUAGUUAACCACCACCUACUUUCGAACACAACGAAGAAAUGACAGAAAGCUUUAGAAGGGAAUGUUUGUGGUGCCUAGGACUAGUGUACUGAGCUCUUUGAAGCGGAAUACUAAACCUAGCUGCUCUGAUGUUAUUCUGGCUUUUGAAGCCAUUGCAGGCUCACAGAGCUGCUCGCUUAUGUGUCUCUCGGAUAAUACAGACACUAUGGCAUGUCCCCUGGGUGUCCGCAUUAACCGCCGGGUUCCACUGUAAUAUACUCGACCAGUGACCAAUGUGACGUUUGCCUUUGAGCAUUGCUUUUCGCGAUAUUUUGUGCGAUUUCGCGUACAAAUUAUGCAAGCCCAUGACAGUUAUGUUUGAUGCAGCGGUUUUGAAUACCUUCACAAAGAAAACUGAAGGCAAGAUAUUGAAAUUAUCGACGUAACAGCUGAAACAGGUUUAAUAGGUCUUGAGCUUCACAAAAUGGGCUACACCAAUUAACACACACUGGAUAGUUCAAAUGAAGCAAGAAAGAAGGGGAUUUACACACAGUUCUGCCUUCCAAUCGACGAUCAGCGGUUUUUAGAGUUAAACACAGGAGAUUAUGACGCUCUUAUCUGUGUCAACGUGUUUGGAAAUAAUCACAUUCUUCCUUCAGCUUUGGCAGAAAUGUGUCGAAUUGUUGUGAAAGGUAAACUGCUAGUUUAUAGUCAUUGAUAUAAUUAAGUAAAACUUUAGGCAUGGUAAAGUUAAUGACGCCAUGCUGGCGGCGGAGAGCAAGGGACGGACUGGCACAAGACAAACACAGCGCUCACAUAUGUACCAUAUUAAUUUCCUUUGCUUGUCUUCUCUCAGUGCGUCUACAAUGAGGGACAAAAGUGUUGACACACUUCCGUAAAAUGGCCCCUUUUUGCAUAGUGGAUAUACUUAUCCCCUUCCCCUGUCUACCCCAACCCCUUCCCCCCAAAAUCAAUGUUGAAUUUUGGACCCUCAAGUCUUUUUUUUACUUCAGACAACAUUGAUUCGGGGGGUCGGGGGAUUUACGGCGUUUAAAAGGAAUGAAAUGAUAAAUGAAUUAAAUGUUUGUUAAAAGCACCCGUUUUAAACAAGUGUGUCAACUACUUUUGUCCCUGAUUGUCUGAAAUAUGUAUCUGUGUUUUCCGGCUAGAUUUCGGACGCUGCUGAAUUUUUGUGCGAUGACGUUACUCUAUGGACCAAAUUGUUUGUUUAUAAACAACAAUUUGAAAAGUUUGGUCCUGAUUUGUAGUAUACGUAGAGUAAAAUGUACGAAGCGUAUGUCAUUACUUAAUCUUGUACUCCCGCGCGCGUUCCUGAUACCCUGUCAGGUCGAGAGGAAAUCACUUGUGUUGUGAUCAAUGCCGCUGCUGCGGAUAUAAUUUUUUUACAAGCAUUAUCAAUAGUGGAAAAAGGAUGGAAACACUAAGGUACAAUGAAAAUUGUUCUGGUAAAUGGUUAACUGAAGCGAAUGAAGUACUGCAACAUGCAUUAUUGUUUACAUUGACUUUUGCCAUUAGUGAAAGGACGUGAACAAUAUACAGGUUAUGAACCUCAUAAAUGAUGAGCCAGUCGUUUGUGCUAUGCCCUAUAAAUAGAUGAUUUUUUUUUGGAGACCUUUUCAAAUCUAGCAGAUCCAAACCUUUAGCGUGUGUAGGCGUCGAACAGGUUAGACCAGGUUAGGAAUGUACUUUUGUAAUGAUUUUAGAUGACCGCCUGCCAUUUAUUAAGUGGCAUUUUUUUUUAUUGGUGUUGGGUGGACAACUAUUUCAUUUCCCAGCUCGUAAAUCACAGAAUACCAAAGAAAUUGUUUUCAAGAUAGACAAACCAGUUUGUAUCAUCGCCAAAACAGCAAUUACUUUGGCCCAGAAGUUCACUUGAUGAUAAGGAAAGCGGGAUAACACGUGAUCGAUGACGGCCGUGCUCUGGAAAAUCUUCCUUUUUUAUGCGCUAAAAAGGAAAAAGAAGAUUCCGCUAUGUAGCAAGUGCUUCGCAAUACGUAUUCUUGGCGAGAAAAAUUCCAGCGAUGUGGUGCAAAUAAGGAGUUUCAACGGUUAACCACGAGAAUACAUAUCGACAUUAAGAGGUCAUAACAGACUUAAUAUGUUACUUUCCGUUUGCCGAAACUUGGUUAACCGUUGUAACACGAAGGAAGCAGUGUUUUCCUCAGUUUGAGCUGUCGUUUUCUUUGAGAGUCAAAUACCAGUUCACGUUUCAAAGCUCUCUUUUAAUUUUCUCUCCCGACAAUAGACAACAACACAGGGUUUCGCUUGAGAAAUGCAGUCCAAAUACACAGACAUAUGCGCUCAUGUCACGCUAUUUACGUUGCGUUAUCAUGUCACACAGGGUGUCACGAGGUGGGAUUGAAAGUAAUUGUUUUCGUGUACACUUGCAAUGUUUGCUACGCAGUCCUUAGUUUUUAUUGAAUUGGCCAUGAAUUUACCUUCACUUUUCCGUAGUUUCGAUAUUGAACGCAGUGACGGCCGCUCUUCACUAACGUUCCAUAUUUCCGUGACUGGCCAGUGACUAUCUCCACUACGUGUCAAUCCUUACCCUACCCGUGAUUGUUUGCGCCUUAACAACCGGAUAAAGUGAAGAACGAGAAAUAUUCACUUUAUUAAAAACAUUUUCAGUACGCAUACCCUUGAAAUUCAUCAAAAGUUGUACAUGUGUGCGAGUUUCAGCGUCAGUUUUAGCAUGUAAACCAUAACGACGUUUAUUCUGGAUAUCGCAGCCCCUUUAUUACGUCAUCACGUAAUUGAAUUGGCCCUAUAAUUCGGUCGUGAAUAAGUCAAUGUCACCCCAUCACCAAUAACAUAAUUAUGUCAUUGAUUCAUUUAAUUUCAGUUAAAAUCAGUGUCAUAUACGGCUCAACUUGUGUGCAGUAGCACAAUUUUGCAUUCAGACAAUGAGGGACAAAAGUGUUGACACACUUCCGUAAAAUGGUCCCUUUUUGCAUAGUGGAUAUACUUAUCCCCUUCCUCUGUCAACCCCAACCUCUUCCCCCCAAAAUCAAUGUUGAAUUUUGGACCCUCAAGUCUUUUUUUACUUCAGACAACAUUGAUUCGUGGGGUCGGGGGAUUUACGGCGUUUAAAAGGAAUGAAAUAAUAAAUGACUUAAAUGUUUGUUAAAAGCACCCGUUUUAAACAAGUGUGUCAACUACUUUUGUCCCUGAUUGUCUGAAAUAUGUAUCUGUGUUUUCCGGGUAGAUUUUGGACGCUGCUGAAUUUUUGUGCGAUGACGUUACUCUAUGGGCCAAAUUGUUUGUUUAUAAACAACAAUUUGAAAAGUUUGGUCCUGAUUUGUAGUAUACGUAGAGUAAAAUGUACGAAGCGUAUGUCAUUACUUAAUAUUGUACUCCCGCGCGCGUUCCUGAUACCCUGUCAGGUCGAGAGGAAAUCACUUGUGUUGUGAUCAAUGCCGCUGCUGCGGAUAUAAUUUUUUUACAAGCAUUAUCAAUAGUGGAAAAAGGAUGGAAACACUAAGGUACAAUGAAAAUUGUUCUGGAAAAUGGUUAACUGAAGCGAAUGAAGUACUGCAACAUGCAUUAUUGUUUACAUUGACUUUUGCCAUUAGUGAAAGGACGUGAACAAUAUACAGGUUAUGAACCUCAUAAAUGAUGAGCCAGUCGUUUGUGCUAUGCCCUAUAAAGAAAUGAUUUUUUUUGGAGACCUUUUCAAAUCUAGCAGAUCCAAACCUUUAGCGUGUGUAGGCGUCGAACAGGUUAGACCAGGUUAGGAAUGUACUUUUGUAAUGAUUCUAGAUGACCGCCUGCCAUUUAUUCAGUGGCAUUUUUUUUUUAUGGUGUUGGGUGGACAACUAUUUCAUUUCCCAGCUCGUAAAUCACAGAAUACCAAAGAAAUUGUUUUCAAGAUAGACACACCAGUUUGUAUCAUCGCCAAAACAGCAAUUACUUUGGCCCAGAAGUUCACUUGAUGACAAGGAAAGCGGGAUAACACGUGAUCGAUGACGGCCGUGCUCUGGAAAAUCUUCCUUUUUAUGCGCUAAUUCCUCACAAAAGGCAAAAGAAGAUUCCGCUAUGUAGAAAGUGCUUCGCAAUACGUAUUCUUGGCGAGAAAAAUUCCAGCGAUGUGGUGCAAAUAAGGAGUUUCAACGGUUAACCACGAGAAUACAUAUCGACAUUAAGAGGUCAUAACAGACUUAAUAUGUUACUUUCCGUUUGCCGAAACUUGGUUAACCGUUGUAACACGAAGGAAGCAGUGUUUUCCUCAGUUUGAGCUGUCGUUUUCUUUGAGAGUCAAAUACCAGUUCACGUUUCAAAGCUAUCUUUUCAUUUUGUCUCCCGACAAUAGACAACAACACAGGGUUUCGCUUGAGAAAUGCAGUCCAAAUACACAGACAUAUGCGCUCAUGUCACGCUAUUUACGUUGCGUUAUCAUGUCACACAGGGUGUCACGAGGUGGGAUUGAAAGUAAUUGUUUUCGUGUACACUUGCAAUGUUUGCUACGCAGUCCUUAGUUUUUUAUUGAAUUGGCCAUGAAUUUACCUUCACUUUUCCGUAGUUUCGAUAUUGAACGCAGUGACGGCCGCUCUUCACUAACGUUCCAUAUUUCCGUGACUGGCCAGUGACUAUCUCCACUACGUGUCAAUCCUUACCCUACCCGUGAUUGUUUGCGCCUUAACAACCGGAUAAAGUGAAGAACGAGAAAUAUUCACUUUAUUAAAAACAUUUUCAGUACGCAUACCCUUGAAAUUCAUCAAAAGUUGUACAUGUGUGCGAGUUUCAGCGUCAGUUUUUAGCAUGUAAACCAUAACGACGUUUAUUCUGGAUAUCGCAGCCCCUUUAUUACGUCAUCACGUAAUUGGAAUUGGCCCUAUAAUUCGGUCGUGAAUAAGUCAAUGUCACCCCCACCACCAAUAACAUAAUUAUGUCAUUGAUUCCUUUAAUUUCAGUUAAAAUCAAUGUCAUACACGGCUCAACUUGUGUGCAGUAGCACAAUUUUGCAUUCAGACAAUGAGGGACAAAAGUGUUGACACACUUCCGUAAAAUGGCCCCUUUUUGCAUAGUGGAUAUACUUAUCCCCUUCCCCUGUCUACCCCAACCCCUUCCCCCCAAAAUCAAUGUUGAAUUUUGGACCCUCAAGUCUUUUUUUACUUCAGACAACAUUGAUUCGGGGGGUGGGGGGAUUUACGGCGUUUAAAAGGAAUGAAAUAAUAAAUGAAUUAAAUGUUUGUUAAAAGCACCCGUUUUAAACAAGUGUGUCAACUACUUUUGUCCCUGAUUGUAGAUUUGAAAAGGUCUCCAAAAAAAAAUCAUUUAUUUAUAGGGCAUAGCACAAACGACUGGCUCAUCAUUUAUGAGGUUCAUAACCUGUAUAUUGUUCACGUCCUUUCACUAAUGGCAAAAGUCAAUGUAAACAAUAAUGCAUGUUGCAGUACUUCAUUCGCUUCAGUUAACCAUUUACCAGAACAAUUUUCAUUGUACCUUAGUGUUUCCAUCCUUUUUCCACUAUGGAUAAUGCUUGUAAAAAAAUUAUAUCCGCAGCAGCGGCAUUGAUCACAACACAAGUGAUUUCCUCUCGACCUGACAGGGUAUCAGGAACGCGCGCGGGAGUACAAGAUUAAGUAAUGACAUACGCUUCGUACAUUUUACUCUACGUAUACUACAAAUCAGGACCAAACUUUUCAAAUUGUUGUUUAUAAACAAACAAUUUGGUCCAUAGAGUAACGUCAUCGCACAAAAAUUCAGCAGCGUCCGAAAUCUAGCCGGAAAACACAGAUACAUAUUUCAGACAAUCAGGGACAAAAGUAGUUGACACACUUGUUUAAAACGGGUGCUUUUAACAAACAUUUAAUUCAUUUAUUAUUUCAUUCCUUUUAAACGCCGUAAAUCCCCUCACCCCCCGAAUCAAUGUUGUCUGAAGUAAAAAAAAGACUUGAGGGUCCAAAAUUCAACAUUGAUUUUGGGGGGAAGGGGUUGGGGUAGACAGGGGAAGGGGAUAAGUAUAUCCACUAUGCAAAAAGGGGCCAUUUUACGGAAGUGUGUCAACACUUUUGUCCCUCAUUGUAGCAGAUCCAAACCUUUAGCGUGUGUAGGCGUCGAACAGGUUAGACCAGGUUAGGAAUGUACUUUUGUAAUGAUUCUAGAUGACCGCCUGCCAUUUAUUCAGUGGCAUUUUUUUUAUUGGUGUUGGGUGGACAACUAUUUCAUUUCCCAGCUCGUAAAUCACAGAAUACCAAAGACAUUGUUUUCAAGAUAGACACACCAGUUUGUAUCAUCGCCAAAACAGCAAUUACUUUGGCCCAGAAGUUCACUUGAUGACAAGGAAAGCGGGAUAACACGUGAUCGAUGACGGCCGUGCUCUGGAAAAUCUUCCUUUUUUAUGCGCUAAUUCCUCACAAAAGGCAAAAGAAGAUUCCGCUAUGUAGAAAGUGCUUCGCAAUACGUAUUCUUGGCGAGAAAAAUUCCAGCGAUGUGGUGCAAAUAAGGAGUUUCAACGGUUAACCACGAGAAUACAUAUCGACAUUAAGAGGUCAUAACAGACUUAAUAUGUUACUUUCCGUUUGCCGAAACUUGGUUAACCGUUGUAACACGAAGGAAGCAGUGUUUUCCUCAGUUUGAGCUGUCGUUUUCUUUGAGAGUCAAAUACCAGUUCACGUUUCAAAGCUCUCUUUUCAUUUUGUCUCCCGACAAUAGACAACAACACAGGGUUUCGCUUGAGAAAUGCAGUCCAAAUACACAGACAUAUGCGCUCAUGUCACGCUAUUUACGUUGCGUUAUCAUGUCACACAGGGUGUCACGAGGUGGGAUUGAAAGUAAUUGUUUUCGUGUACACUUGCAAAUGUUUGCUACGCAGUCCUUAGUUUUUUAUUGAAUUGGCCAUGAAUUUACCUUCACUUUUCCGUAGUUUCGAUAUUGAACGCAGUGACGGCCGCUCUUCACUAACGUUCCAUAUUUCCGUGACUGGCCAGUGACUAUCUCCACUACGUGUCAAUCCUUACCCUACCCGUGAUUGUUUGCGCCUUAACAACCGGAUAAAGUGAAGAACGAGAAAUAUUCACUUUAUUAAAAACAUUUUCAGUACGCAUACCCUUGAAAUUCAUCAAAAGUUGUACAUGUGUGCGAGUUUCAGCGUCAGUUUUAAGCAUGUAAACCAUAACGACGUUUAUUCUGGAUAUCGCAGCCCCUUUAUUACGUCAUCACGUAAUUGGAAUUGGCCCUAUAAUUCGGUCGUGAAUAAGUCAAUGUCACCCCACCACCAAUAACAUAAUUAUGUCAUUGAUUCCUUUAAUUUCAGUUAAAAUCAAUGUCAUACACGGCUCAACUUGUGUGCAGUAGCACAAUUUUGCAUUCAGACAAUGAGGGACAAAAAGUGUGUUGACACACUUCCGUAAAAUGGCCCCUUUUUGCAUAGUGGAUAUACUUAUCCCCUUCCCCUGUCUACCCCAACCCCUUCCCCCAAAAUCAAUGUUGAAUUUUGGACCCUCAAGUCUUUUUUUUUCAGACAACAUUGAUUCGGGGGUCGGGGGAUUUACGGCGUUUAAAAGGAAUGAAAUAAUAAAUGAAUUAAAUGUUUGUUAAAAGCACCCGUUUUAAACAAGUGUGUCAACUACUUUUGUCCCUGAUUGUCUGAAAUAUGUAUCUGUGUUUUCCGGCUAGAUUUCGGACGCUGCUGAAUUUUUGUGCGAUGACGUUAUUUAUGGACCAAAUUGUUUGUUUAUAAACAACAAUUUGAAAAGUUUGGUCCUGAUUUGUAGUAUACGUAGAGUAAAAUGUACGAAGCGUAUGUCAUUACUUAAUCUUGUACUCCCGCGCGUUCCUGAUACCCUGUCAGGUCGAGAGGAAAUCACUUGUGUUGUGAUCAAUGCCGCUGCUGCGGAUAUAAUUUUUUUUACAAGCAUUAUCAAUAGUGGAAAAGGAUGGAAACACUAAGGUACAAUGAAAAUUGUUCUGGUAAAUGGUUAACUGAAGCGAAUGAAGUACUGCAACAUGCAUUAUUGUUUACAUUGACUUUUGCCAUUAGUGAAAGGACGUGAACAAUAUACAGGUUAUGAACCUCAUAAAUGAUGAGCCAGUCGUUUGUGCUAUGCCCUAUAAAUAAAUGAUUUUUUUUUUGGAGACCUUUUCAAAUCUAGCAGAUCCAAACCUUUAGCGUGUGUAGGCGUCGAACAGGUUAGACCAGGUUAGGAAUGUACUUUUGUAAUGAUUCUAGAUGACCGCCUGCCAUUUAUUCAGUGGCAUUUUUUUUUAUUGGUGUUGGGUGGACAACUAUUUCAUUUCCCAGCUCGUAAAUCACAGAAUACCAAAGAAAUUGUUUUCAAGAUAGACACACCAGUUUGUAUCAUCGCCAAAACAGCAAUUACUUUGGCCCAGAAGUUCACUUGAUGACAAGGAAAGCGGGAUAACACGUGAUCGAUGACGGCCGUGCUCUGGAAAAUCUUCCUUUUUAUGCGCUAAUUCCUCACAAAAGGCAAAAGAAGAUUCCGCUAUGUAGAAAGUGCUUCGCAAUACGUAUUCUUGGCGAGAAAAAUUCCAGCGAUGUGGUGCAAAUAAGGAGUUUCAACGGUUAACCACGAGAAUACAUAUCGACAUUAAGAGGUCAUAACAGACUUAAUAUGUUACUUUCCGUUUGCCGAAACUUGGUUAACCGUUGUAACACGAAGGAAGCAGUGUUUUCCUCAGUUUGAGCUGUCGUUUUCUUUGAGAGUCAAAUACCAGUUCACGUUUCAAAGCUCUCUUUUCAUUUUGUCUCCCGACAAUAGACAACAACACAGGGUUUCGCUUGAGAAAUGCAGUCCAAAUACACAGACAUAUGCGCUCAUGUCACGCUAUUUACGUUGCGUUAUCAUGUCACACAGGGUGUCACGAGGUGGGAUUGAAAGUAAUUGUUUUCGUGUACACUUGCAAUGUUUGCUACGCAGUCCUUAGUUUUUUAUUGAAUUGGCCAUGAAUUUACCUUCACUUUUCCGUAGUUUCGAUAUUGAACGCAGUGACGGCCGCUCUUCACUAACGUUCCAUAUUUCCGUGACUGGCCAGUGACUAUCUCCACUACGUGUCAAUCCUUACCCUACCCGUGAUUGUUUGCGCCUUAACAACCGGAUAAAGUGAAGAACGAGAAAUAUUCACUUUAUUAAAAACAUUUUCAGUACGCAUACCCUUGAAAUUCAUCAAAAGUUGUACAUGUGUGCGAGUUUCAGCGUCAGUUUUUAAGCAUGUAAACCAUAACGACGUUUAUUCUGGAUAUCGCAGCCCCUUUAUUACGUCAUCACGUAAUUUGGAAUUGGCCCUAUAAUUCGGUCGUGAAUAAGUCAAUGUCACCCCCACCACCAAUAACAUAAUUAUGUCAUUGAUUCCUUUAAUUUCAGUUAAAAUCAAUGUCAUACACGGCUCAACUUGUGUGCAGUAGCACAAUUUUGCAUUCAGACAAUGAGGGACAAAAGUGUUGACACACUUCCGUAAAAUGGCCCCUUUUGCAUAGUGGAUAUACUUAUCCCUUCCCUGUCUACCCCAACCCCUUCCCCCCAAAAUCAAUGUUGAAUUUUGGACCCUCAAGUCUUUUUUUUACUUCAGACAACAUUGAUUCGGGGGGUCGGGGGAUUUACGGCGUUUAAAAGGAAUGAAAUAAUAAAUGAAUUAAAUGUUUGUUAAAAGCACCCGUUUUAAACAAGUGUGUCAACUACUUUUGUCCCUGAUUGUCUGAAAUAUGUAUCUGUGUUUUCCGGCUAGAUUUCGGACGCUGCUGAAUUUUUGUGCGAUGACGUUAUUUAUGGACCAAAUUGUUUGUUUAUAAACAACAAUUUGAAAAGUUUGGUCCUGAUUUGUAGUAUACGUAGAGUAAAAUGUACGAAGCGUAUGUCAUUACUUAAUCUUGUACUCCCGCGCGCGUUCCUGAUACCCUGUCAGGUCGAGAGGAAAUCACUUGUGUUAGAUCAAUGCCGCUGCUGCGGAUAUAAUUUUUUUACAAGCAUUAUCAAUAGUGGAAAAAGGAUGGAAACACUAAGGUACAAUGAAAAUUGUUCUGGUAAAUGGUUAACUGAAGCGAAUGAAGUACUGCAACAUGCAUUAUUGUUUACAUUGACUUUUGCCAUUAGUGAAAGGACGUGAACAAUAUACAGGUUAUGAACCUCAUAAAUGAUGAGCCAGUCGUUUGUGCUAUGCCCUAUAAAUAAAUGAUUUUUUUUUGGAGACCUUUUCAAAUCUAGCAGAUCCAAACCUUUAGCGUGUGUAGGCGUCGAACAGGUUAGACCAGGUUAGGAAUGUACUUUUGUAAUGAUUCUAGAUGACCGCCUGCCAUUUAUUCAGUGGCAUUUUUUUUAUUGGUGUUGGGUGGACAACUAUUUCAUUUCCCAGCUCGUAAAUCACAGAAUACCAAAGAAAUUGUUUUCAAGAUAGACACACCAGUUUGUAUCAUCGCCAAAACAGCAAUUACUUUGGCCCAGAAGUUCACUUGAUGACAAGGAAAGCGGGAUAACACGUGAUCGAUGACGGCCGUGCUCUGGAAAAUCUUCCUUUUUUAUGCGCUAAUUCCUCACAAAAGGCAAAAGAAGAUUCCGCUAUGUAGAAAGUGCUUCGCAAUACGUAUUCUUGGCGAGAAAAAUUCCAGCGAUGUGGUGCAAAUAAGGAGUUUCAACGGUUAACCACGAGAAUACAUAUCGACAUUAAGAGGUCAUAACAGACUUAAUAUGUUACUUUCCGUUUGCCGAAACUUGGUUAACCGUUGUAACACGAAGGAAGCAGUGUUUUCCUCAGUUUGAGCUGUCGUUUUCUUUGAGAGUCAAAUACCAGUUCACGUUUCAAAGCUCUCUUUUCAUUUUGUCUCCCGACAAUAGACAACAACACAGGGUUUCGCUUGAGAAAUGCAGUCCAAAUACACAGACAUAUGCGCUCAUGUCACGCUAUUUACGUUGCGUUAUCAUGUCACACAGGGUGUCACGAGGUGGGAUUGAAAGUAAUUGUUUUCGUGUACACUUGCAAUGUUUGCUACGCAGUCCUUAGUAUUUUUAUUGAAUUGGCCAUGAAUUUACCUUCACUUUUCCGUAGUUUCGAUAUUGAACGCAGUGACGGCCGCUCUUCACUAACGUUCCAUAUUUCCGUGACUGGCCAGUGACUAUCUCCACUACGUGUCAAUCCUUACCCUACCCGUGAUUGUUUGCGCCUUAACAACCGGAUAAAGUGAAGAACGAGAAAUAUUCACUUUAUUAAAAACAUUUUCAGUACGCAUACCCUUGAAAUUCAUCAAAAGUUGUACAUGUGUGCGAGUUUCAGCGUCAGUUUUUAGCAUGUAAACCAUAACGACGUUUAUUCUGGAUAUCGCAGCCCCUUUAUUACGUCAUCACGUAAUUGAAUUGGCCCUAUAAUUCGGUCGUGAAUAAGUCAAUGUCACCCCACCACCAAUAACAUAAUUAUGUCAUUGAUUCCUUUAAUUUCAGUUAAAAUCAAUGUCAUACACGGCUCAACUUGUGUGCAGUAGCACAAUUUUGCAUUCAGACAAUGAGGGACAAAAGUGUUGACACACUUCCGUAGAAUGGCCCCUUUUUGCAUAGUGUAUAUACUUAUCCCCUCUCCAUGUCUACCCCAACCCCUUCCCCCCAAAAUCAAUGUUGAAUUUUGGACCGUGAAGUCUUUUUUUUAACUUCAGACAACAUUGAUUCGGGGGGUCGGGGGAUUUACGGUGUUUAAAAGAAAUGAAAUAAUAAAUAAAUUACAUGUUUGUUAAAAGCACCCGUUUUAAACAAGUGUGUCAACUACUUUUGUCCCUGAUUGUCUGAAAUAUGUAUCUGUGUUUUUGCGGCUAGAUUUUUGACGCUGCUGAAUUUUUGUGCGAUGACGUUACUCUAUGGGCCGAAUUUUUUGUUUUUAAACAUCAAUUUAUAGAGUUUCGUCCUGAUUUGUAGUAUACGUAGAGUAAAAUGUACGAAGCGUUUGUCAUUACUUAAUCUUGUACUCCCGCGCGCGUUCCUGAUACCCUGUCGGGUCGAGACGAAAUGAUUUGUGUUGUGAUCAAUGCCGCUGCUGCGGAUAUAAUUUUUUUACAAGCAUUAUCAAUAGUGGAAAAAGGAUGGAAACACUAAGGUACAAUGAAAAUUGUUCUGGUAAAUGGUUAACUGAAGCGAAUGAAGUACUGCAACAUGCAUUAUUGUUUACAUUGACUUUUGCCAUUAGUGAAAGGACGUGAACAAUAUACAGGUUAUGAACCUCAUAAAUGAUGAGCCAGUCGUUUGUGCUAUGCCCUAUAAAUAAAUGAUUUUUUUUUGGAGACCUUUUCAAAUCUAGCAGAUCCAAACCUUUAGCGUGUGUAGGCGUCGAACAGGUUAGACCAGGUUAGGAAUGUACUUUUGUAAUGAUUCUAGAUGACCGCCUGCCAUUUAUUCAGUGGCAUUUUUUUUAUUGGUGUUGGGUGGACAACUAUUUCAUUUCCCAGCUCGUAAAUCACAGAAUACCAAAGAAAUUGUUUUCAAGAUAGACACACCAGUUUGUAUCAUCGCCAAAACAGCAAUUACUUUGGCCCAGAAGUUCACUUGAUGACAAGGAAAGCGGGAUAACACGUGAUCGAUGACGGCCGUGCUCUGGAAAAUCUUCCUUUUUUAUGCGCUAAUUCCUCACAAAAGGCAAAAGAAGAUUCCGCUAUGUAGAAAGUGCUUCGCAAUACGUAUUCUUGGCGAGAAAAAUUCCAGCGAUGUGGUGCAAAUAAGGAGUUUCAACGGUUAACCACGAGAAUACAUAUCGACAUUAAGAGGUCAUAACAGACUUAAUAUGUUACUUUCCGUUUGCCGAAACUUGGUUAACCGUUGUAACACGAAGGAAGCAGUGUUUUCCUCAGUUUGAGCUGUCGUUUUCUUUGAGAGUCAAAUACCAGUUCACGUUUCAAAGCUCUCUUUUCAUUUUGUCUCCCGACAAUAGACAACAACACAGGGUUUCGCUUGAGAAAUGCAGUCCAAAUACACAGACAUAUGCGCUCAUGUCACGCUAUUUACGUUGCGUUAUCAUGUCACACAGGGUGUCACGAGGUGGGAUUGAAAGUAAUUGUUUUCGUGUACACUUGCAAUGUUUGCUACGCAGUCCUUAGUUUUUUAUUGAAUUGGCCAUGAAUUUACCUUCACUUUUCCGUAGUUUCGAUAUUGAACGCAGUGACGGCCGCUCUUCACUAACGUUCCAUAUUUCCGUGACUGGCCAGUGACUAUCUCCACUACGUGUCAAUCCUUACCCUACCCGUGAUUGUUUGCGCCUUAACAACCGGAUAAAGUGAAGAACGAGAAAUAUUCACUUUAUUAAAAACAUUUUCAGUACGCAUACCCUUGAAAUUCAUCAAAAGUUGUACAUGUGUGCGAGUUUCAGCGUCAGUUUUUAGCAUGUAAACCAUAACGACGUUUAUUCUGGAUAUCGCAGCCCCUUUAUUACGUCAUCACGUAAUUGGAAUUGGCCCUAUAAUUCGGUCGUGAAUAAGUCAAUGUCACCCCCACCACCAAUAACAUAAUUAUGUCAUUGAUUCCUUUAAUUUCAGUUAAAAUCAAUGUCAUACACGGCUCAACUUGUGUGCAGUAGCACAAUUUUGCAUUCAGACAAUGAGGGACAAAAGUGUUGACACACUUCCGUAAAAUGGCCCCUUUUUGCAUAGUGGAUAUACUUAUCCCCUUCCCCUGUCUACCCCAACCCCUUCCCCCCAAAAUCAAUGUUGAAUUUUGGACCCUCAAGUCUUUUUUUUACUUCAGACAACAUUGAUUCGGGGGGUCGGGGGAUUUACGGCGUUUAAAAGGAAUGAAAUAAUAAAUGAAUUAAAUGUUUGUUAAAAGCACCCGUUUUAAACAAGUGUGUCAACUACUUUUGUCCCUGAUUGUCUGAAAUAUGUAUCUGUGUUUUCCGGCUAGAUUUCGGACGCUGCUGAAUUUUUGUGCGAUGACGUUACUCUAUGGACCAAAUUGUUUGUUUAUAAACAACAAUUUGAAAAGUUUGGUCCUGAUUUGUAGUAUACGUAGAGUAAAAUGUACGAAGCGUAUGUCAUUACUUAAUCUUGUACUCCCGCGCGCGUUCCUGAUACCCUGUCAGGUCGAGAGGAAAUCACUUGUGUUGUGAUCAAUGCCGCUGCUGCGGAUAUAAUUUUUUUACAAGCAUUAUCAAUAGUGGAAAAAGGAUGGAAACACUAAGGUACAAUGAAAAUUGUUCUGGAAAAUGGUUAACUGAAGCGAAUGAAGUACUGCAACAUGCAUUAUUGUUUACAUUGACUUUUGCCAUUAGUGAAAGGACGUGAACAAUAUACAGGUUAUGAACCUCAUAAAUGAUGAGCCAGUCGUUUGUGCUAUGCCCUAUAAAGAAAUGAUUUUUUUUUGGAGACCUUUUCAAAUCUAGCAGAUCCAAACCUUUAGCGUGUGUAGGCGUCGAACAGGUUAGACCAGGUUAGGAAUGUACUUUUGUAAUGAUUCUAGAUGACCGCCUGCCAUUUAUUCAGUGGCAUUUUUUUUAUUGGUGUUGGGUGGACAACUAUUUCAUUUCCCAGCUCGUAAAUCACAGAAUACCAAAGAAAUUGUUUUCAAGAUAGACACACCAGUUUGUAUCAUCGCCAAAACAGCAAUUACUUUGGCCCAGAAGUUCACUUGAUGACAAGGAAAGCGGGAUAACACGUGAUCGAUGACGGCCGUGCUCUGGAAAAUCUUCCUUUUUUAUGCGCUAAUUCCUCACAAAAGGCAAAAGAAGAUUCCGCUAUGUAGAAAGUGCUUCGCAAUACGUAUUCUUGGCGAGAAAAAUUCCAGCGAUGUGGUGCAAAUAAGGAGUUUCAACGGUUAACCACGAGAAUACAUAUCGACAUUAAGAGGUCAUAACAGACUUAAUAUGUUACUUUCCGUUUGCCGAAACUUGGUUAACCGUUGUAACACGAAGGAAGCAGUGUUUUCCUCAGUUUGAGCUGUCGUUUUCUUUGAGAGUCAAAUACCAGUUCACGUUUCAAAGCUCUCUUUUCAUUUUGUCUCCCGACAAUAGACAACAACACAGGGUUUCGCUUGAGAAAUGCAGUCCAAAUACACAGACAUAUGCGCUCAUGUCACGCUAUUUACGUUGCGUUAUCAUGUCACACAGGGUGUCACGAGGUGGGAUUGAAAGUAAUUGUUUUCGUGUACACUUGCAAUGUUUGCUACGCAGUCCUUAGUUUUUUAUUGAAUUGGCCAUGAAUUUACCUUCACUUUUCCGUAGUUUCGAUAUUGAACGCAGUGACGGCCGCUCUUCACUAACGUUCCAUAUUUCCGUGACUGGCCAGUGACUAUCUCCACUACGUGUCAAUCCUUACCCUACCCGUGAUUGUUUGCGCCUUAACAACCGGAUAAAGUGAAGAACGAGAAAUAUUCACUUUAUUAAAAACAUUUUCAGUACGCAUACCCUUGAAAUUCAUCAAAAGUUGUACAUGUGUGCGAGUUUCAGCGUCAGUUUUUAGCAUGUAAACCAUAACGACGUUUAUUCUGGAUAUCGCAGCCCCUUUAUUACGUCAUCACGUAAUUGGAAUUGGCCCUAUAAUUCGGUCGUGAAUAAGUCAAUGUCACCCCCACCACCAAUAACAUAAUUAUGUCAUUGAUUCCUUUAAUUUCAGUUAAAAUCAAUGUCAUACACGGCUCAACUUGUGUGCAGUAGCACAAUUUUGCAUUCAGACAAUGAGGGACAAAAGUGUUGACACACUUCCGUAAAAUGGCCCCUUUUUGCAUAGUGGAUAUACUUAUCCCCUUCCUCUGUCUACCCCAACCCCUUCCCCCCAAAAUCAAUGUUGAAUUUUGGACCCUCAAGUCUUUUUUUUACUUCAGACAACAUUGAUUCGGGGGGUCGGGGGAUUUACGGCGUUCAAAAGGAAUGAAAUAAUAAAUGAAUUAAAUGUUUGUUAAAAGCACCCGUUUUAAACAAGUGUGUCAACUACUUUUGUCCCUGAUUGUAGCUCUUGCUCACGAGCUUGAUGGUUUUUUACCACGUGAGUGACGAGCUGCAGAGAAGUACUACGUUUACGAAAAACGGCUAAUUGCAGUGCUGACCACGUGCUUAUUUUUUCCCGCCUUUUUAUUUUUUGUUUUCUGUCUUCAGCGAAAAAAGUUUGUUUUCACGGACACGGUAGGGAUCGUAAUGAGGAAGUCCGAAAACUACAUACUUAAACACACGUGUAGUGUAGCGUGAGCUAACUAGGGGGGUCCGGGGGCAGGCUCCCCCGGGAAAAUUUGAAAUUGAAGUCUUCUGAAAUGGCUAGAAAUGGAUCUAAAACUGCCAAAACUGAAGUUCAUUUUUAAUUCUUAUAAAACAACGAGUAACAAACUGGCCUUCACGUUUGACCAAAUUUAAAUGAAUAGACUAACUUCUAAGCAAAACCCAACAGACGCAACGGAUGAGUGUCACCCGUACAUUUUUAAGUGGGAUUCUUUAAAGGCGCCAAAGUUGCUUUUUCGAUUUUCAUUGAGAGCUGCAAACUCAUUGGCAACAUCUAUAAGACAAAGUUUGUCUGUUCUCUGCUUGUGGGUAUUAAGUAUUGUCAGAUUGCUAAAUUUGUUUGUGUCAUCGUCGAGCGUAGCCACGUUUUCAGUCUCCGAGCAGAAGAAAAGGAUCUCUCGCCUGCUGCACUGAUUGCUGGAUUUACAAGACGAAGCUUACAUAGGGUUAUGAUUUCAGUUAUCAUACACUUUUCGGCUUUAGAAAGCUGCUUGAUCUUGGCUAAAAUGUCAUCAAAACAGGCAAAUUCUCCGUCCUUCAUCAACACCUUAAAUAUUUCCAGUUGAACAUUCAACGUUGUAACAUCAACCUGCGUGUAGUUAUGGCCGCAGUUAUGGCCAUUUACAUGAGGUCAUUUCAAUUUGAGAGGCUCAGUUAAUUUUUCAUAACCUGCUAUUCCAAUUUAUGGUAGUAAUGUUGAGCUAAAACGUUUCCAAACACUUGAUGGCAGUUUCAUCCUGUGUCAGUCUAGACUGUCUUAGGUAGAGUGAUUAACGCAGAAUUCCUGAUGUAGUAGACUGGAUAUAGAAUAUAGGAUCGAGAACCAGAGAAGACACAAAAGAAGAUCAGAUAGUAGGGGGCCCAGAUCAUCCGGACCUUGAAAUAAGGUGUGGGAGGGGGGAGAAUCUGCCUGUCCCUGGGGCCCUUUGGUGGAUCUGAAAAUAAGGGGGUGGGUCUCUCCCAGGCCUCUCUCCUAGUUCCGCCACUGAAAAGCGUUUUAUUUCUUUCACUGGCAAAGUUGACCAAAGUCAAAAUCCAACUGAAUAAUUUCGUUUUGUAAAAUGCUGAAAAACAAAUACAUAUGUUGUAGUUAAUUUUUUCUCUCAGGUAAUUUUUAUUUUUCCUUUGUUUCAACCUCGUUAGCAUACAUUAUCAUACCCAAUAACUAAAGAAAAACAAAAAUUACCUGAGAUAAAAAAUUAACUACAACACAUACCCUAUGAAAGUACUGCCAAAGAAGUUUCAUUUGAAUGAUAACACCAAAGAAUUUGUUUUUAUAGACUCAAACGGUAGAAACCAAAACUUGACUAUUAAGACCUCUAAUCUCUUUUGUGUUUUACAUUCUAUUAGGGGGGUCUUCGUUUCUUUGAUAUCAGAGAGCAGUGUAUGGAGGAAUGGGAAAAUAAACUGAAGGAGAUGGAAAUGGAAGGAAUUUGGGAAACUGUUACAAAAGAAAAAUUGCCAGUGGACGACGAUGAUAAGACAAAUGCGUUUGUGUUUAAGCUCCUUUGA
Messenger RNA from Porites lobata, 20238 nucleotides. The record is from the annotation of a GenBank genome assembly. NCBI's taxonomy places the organism in Eukaryota, Metazoa, Cnidaria, Anthozoa, Scleractinia, Poritidae.